AUGAACACUGACUCUGCCUGUUCGUCAAGGCGGCUCCGAGCGUGCUGUGCGGGGAAUGGGGCGAACGGUGUAGGCCCACACCGUGAUCGUGGGGAAACUACGAGGGUCGGCGAUGACGCCCUGCGUCUGUUUCUAGAGCGCUCACGCCAGCGGGCGGCGCAGCUGGAAUUCCGAUAUCUGCACCAGCUGCAAGGGUGCUCAACGCUCCCAGGCGCAUCGACGCCACGGCCACAGCCAAAGGAGGAGGAUGAAAAGGGUCCAGCCGCAGCGAGGGGCACGCGAGGCACAAGCCGCGGCAGCCCGCGUGUCGAUUAUCUUAGCCUUAUGGCGGCCGACGAUGCGGAUGUCAUUGAAAUUCAACUGGAGGAUAGUGACGACGAUGAUAAUGUGGAAUGCAUGAAUGGGGUGGAUACAGAAGAAAGGUUGAUGUCAUGCAGAUUUGCGUCUACCUCUUCUACUGCAGCUACAACAUGUUUUACUUCCACGGCGGGGAAGAAGACACCACCGCAUUUCGUGCCGGCUUCAUUUACGCCGCAGAGUGAGUCCAACUCUCAGGGCUUGUCACCGGAGGUGUACACGCCGUUUGCGUCAGCACCAGAAGAAGUCCUUGACCGUCAUGCUGUCUCGGCCAUCAAGGAAAGCAUUACAAUGAAGUAUGACAAUGUGGCGACCCCUAAUGUCGAAGGGGAAGCCGUAGAUGCUUUUAUGGGUAACUCAGCCAAAAAUAUUUGUGCUGGAGAAGUUGCAGCACAACCAGAGACCGUCUUGCCUACCUUUGGCGAAUGUGACGAUCAGCAGCAAGUGAUGCGGUGUCUAAUGCACGCCUUUGCAAAUCAUCUUGACUCUGAAGCCUCACAAGUAGUGCACGAUCAUUCACAAUCUCCAACCGCAAAAGAGCUAUUGGAUCCAGAGUUAGAAGAAUACAUUGCGUGGGAGGCGGCAAAACCAUUGAAACGUCGCGAAAGCCUCCAAGCUGGUUUGAAUUGUGUCUCCUACCUGGCCAAGAUAUACGCAGCGGCUCAGCCAGAGUUGUGUAGUUCGGCGCUGUUUGACGCGCCUGGUAAAAAACUGGCUGAACCGCUGAUGCCCGAGUGCCCACCCUCACGCUACAUUCAAUGGAUAGCCAGUGAGGUAGACUGCUACGAGGAUCUUCUUUUGCAUUUGACGCCGGCCAGUAGAGAGGCGGAGCGGAGAGUGGUGGAAGGCGUAUGUGAGACGGUACUGAAUGAUUAUAUUACGAGGUGCGUGGUGGACUGUAUUCUUCACAGCUGCAAUGCGGCCGCAUCGUUUUGGUCGCAAGACAAAGAGAAGCAGCCAAAUCAAGCGCAUGGGGGAAAUGCCAAGAGUGGAGAGGGAGGAGGAGGCGUGCAUGAAAGAGGAGGUGGCUCACCUCAUAGCAAGUCAUCGCGCGUAACAUAUUUAUAG
Trypanosoma rangeli is the source of this 1425-nucleotide messenger RNA. RefSeq lists its product as uncharacterized. The coding region runs from base 1 to 1425 and encodes 474 amino acids. The record is from RefSeq and is a predicted model, not a curated record. The transcript has a single exon. Lineage: Eukaryota; Euglenozoa; Kinetoplastea; Trypanosomatida; Trypanosomatidae.